This is a messenger RNA of Caenorhabditis remanei, 954 nucleotides long. RefSeq lists its product as uncharacterized. The coding region runs from base 1 to 954 and encodes 317 amino acids. Lineage: Eukaryota; Metazoa; Nematoda; Chromadorea; Rhabditida; Rhabditidae. The record is from RefSeq and is a predicted model, not a curated record. Gene Ontology annotation, cellular component: cytoplasm; ribonucleoprotein complex; nucleus. Gene Ontology annotation, molecular function: mRNA binding. The transcript has 2 exons.
AUGUCAUCAUCCUCCGAGUCGACAAUCUACGUCGGCAACCUGCCACCAGAUGUGCGUGAGAAAGAAGUCGAAAACCUAUUCCACAAGUACGGAGACAUUCGAAACGUCGAAGUGAAGACACGUCACGGCGAGACGCACUCGUUUGCAUUCGUUCAAUUCGACUCGCAUCGUGACGCAAAAGAAGCCGUCCGCUCUCGUGACGGAUACGAUUUCGAUGGAAAACGUCUUCGUGUCGAGUUUCCACGUGGCACGGGUCCACGUGGUCCGGGUGGACGACCGAUGAGAGAUUCAGGAGGAUUCAGAGGAGAUGAAGGAUUCAGAGGAAGAGAUGGAGGAUUCAGAGAUGGAGGCAGAGGAGGUGGAUUCAGAGGAGAUGGAGGAGGCAGAGGAGGUGGAUUCAGAGGAGAUGGAGGAGACAGAGGAGGAUUCAGAAGAGACUCAGGUCGUCAGGGUGGUCCAUUGCGUCGAAGCGAUUAUCGAUUGAUUGUCGAAGGACUUCCACCGAGUGGAUCGUGGCAAGACGUCAAAGAUCAUUUGAGAGAGGCCGGCGAUAUUUGUUAUGCGAAUGUUGAGAAUGGACGCGGAAUUGUGGAAUUCACGAGAGCUGAGGACAUGCACAAGGCUAUUCGCAAGUUUGAUGAUACCAAGCUCAAAUCUCAUAAGGGAGAAACCGCCUAUAUCCGUGUGAAAGAGGACACUCGCUCGUCCAGAAGUCGUUCUCCAAAAACUUCUCGACGUCGCUCUCGCUCCAACACUUACUCCAGAAGUCGUUCUCCAGUUUCUCGUCGUCGUCGUUCCGAAUCGAGAUCUCCACGUCGUCGUUCCGAAUCUCCCCGUCGUCGUUCCGAAUCUCCACGUCGUCGUGUCUCCAGAAGUCGUUCACCUGAAUCGUCUCCUCGUCGUCGUGACGCUUCACCGGAUGCUUCUCCACGUGAUUAUUCGCGUGAUGAUUGA